Messenger RNA from Cydia amplana, 3771 nucleotides. RefSeq lists its product as uncharacterized. Gene Ontology annotation, cellular component: nucleus; cytoplasm. The coding region runs from base 453 to 3158 and encodes 901 amino acids. NCBI's taxonomy places the organism in Eukaryota, Metazoa, Arthropoda, Insecta, Lepidoptera, Tortricidae. The record is from RefSeq and is a predicted model, not a curated record. Gene Ontology annotation, biological process: protein phosphorylation; actin cytoskeleton organization. The transcript has 12 exons. Gene Ontology annotation, molecular function: ATP binding; protein serine/threonine kinase activity.
GUAAGACAAGAUUACCAACAUCAAGAAAACUAUUAAUGAGCGCUGCCAACACUGAUAUCAGUCAUGUGUAGUUGUUGUAGAUUGUAGUAGGUAUCGUCGCUUGCUUGCUUUCUUUACUUUGCACCGCGCGUCGUCUACCAAUUGGACUUAAAUUGAAAGAAUAUUUAUCGCAUUACAUUAAAGUUAAUAAUAUAAACUUAAUACAUAAUAAUUAAACGUAAAGAACAUACAACCGUGCCAAUAAUACGAGGAUGUGUAGAAAUAUGUGAAAGUGACAGUCGCAACAAUCGACUCAGUUUUUGUGAUUAUAAUGUUAUUUCGCAUAGUUUCAAGUCCACCAGUUUGUAUGUGCUGAAAUGUUACAUUUGGGAGUUCUUUCGUGUAUCGUCGAGGACACCUGAUCCGCGAUGUUCGAGGCGGGAUAGCAAGCGCUUGCACGAUCAACAUUUAUAAUGCAACAAGAUUUUUUAGCGGACGAGUGCAAGAGUAAAAGUCUGCGGCGGAGGCCCACGAAGGUUCUGAAGAUAGCCGAGAGCUUCACGAACUUGGAUGAGACUGCGAAGGCGGGCCGUUUCGUGAGGGGGCCUAACUGGCGAAGGCGUCGUGAGGGACUCGACGGGAGGACCAAGUGUUGUGAUGAUGAUUUCUGUGCUAAGGAGUCGAGUGUGAGUGAUGGCAGUGAGAAGGUGGGCGACCGGAGGGUCACGGGCUCGUCGUGCACGGCCCUCCGGACCGCGGUGGCUGCCCUGUACCCGUUUGAUGACUUCAUCCUGGAGAAGAUUGGCUCUGGAUUCUUCUCUGAAGUUUUCAAAGUGACCCAUAAAACGUCCGGCAAGGUGAUGGUGCUGAAGAUGAACCAGCAGCGAGCCAACCGGCCCAACAUGCUGCGCGAAGUCCAGCUCAUGAACAAACUGAAACAUCCCAACAUACUUGGGUUCAUGGGCGUAUGCGUGCAUGAGGGCCAACUCCACGCCCUCACCGAGUACAUGGAGGGCGGGUCCCUCGAGCAGGUGAUCCUGGGCAUGCCCCCCGAGCCCCUCCCGCAGGCGGCGCGGAUCUCGCUCGCCGCCGACAUGGCCGCCGGGCUCGAGUACCUGCACUCGCUCGGCGUGUUCCACCGCGACCUCACCGCCAAGAAUGUAUUAGUAAGAAAGCACGGAGAAGGAGACUUCACCGCAGUCGUGGCCGACUUCGGUCUCGCCGCUAAAAUACCUCAUCAAGUGAACGGCUACCGGCUGCCAAGCGUGGGCUCCCCGUGGUGGAUGUCGCCCGAGUGCCUCCGCGGCCGCUGGUACGACAACCGUUCGGACAUCUUCUCGUACGGCAUCAUACUGUGCCAGCUGAUCGCCAGGGUGGACGCCGAUCCGGACGUGCUCCCGCGCACGGACAAUUUCGGCCUCAACUACAUGGCGUUCGUGGAGCUGUGCGACGAACAGACCGUGCCGGACUUUCUGAGGCUCGCCUUCAACUGUUGCAUCUACGAUCCUAAAGCGCGGCCGCUAUUCCCUGAGAUAGUGAGCAACCUCGCCGAGAUUAAAGAAAGCUUGGACGAUGCGCCGUGGGGCCACGCGCCUAACAUCAGCUACGAGAGCGAGGAGUCGGACUCGUCGGGUCCACGGUCGUGCCCCGGGCUGUACGCGUGGCGCCCCCUCCGGCACGUGAGCCACGACCCGCUGCGACAUACUCCGCUCGAUACCAUCCAACACCGACGCUCGCUCUCCGAGCUCGAGUGGGGCUUGCCGCUUCCCCCGCGCGGCGCGCCGCCGCCGCACCGCUCCGCGUCCGCGCUGCCGGCCGCGCGCGCGCCGCCGCGCCUCGCGCGCCUGCACCGCCUCGCGCACAUCAUGCUGCUGCGCGACCCGCCCCGCGGCCGCGGCGGCACGCCGCUGCACACCUUCCGCGGCGUCAACAAGAUACUGGAGCAUCCGCAUUCCAGGGCCAGCGGUUUCUCGUCAUGCGUGGAACUCCCGUCGCCGCUAGUGCGAGUGUCGGACGAGCCCGAGCCGGGCGAGCCGCGGUGCGCGUCGCUGCCGUCGUCGCCGGGCGUGUCGCGGCGCGGCUCGCUGGAGCGGCCCGUACAGCAGCAGCCGCGCCCUAUCAACAACACCGAGCUAUCGGAAGGCGCAUUACUCGGCGCGGCGCGGCGGCGCGGCUCCUGCGAGUCGGGCAUCUUCUCCGUCGCCAACGAGGACCUCUGCGCCACGCACGCCGACUGCUUCUACAACGCCAUGUGCCCCUGCUCGCUCAUGGGCUGCCAGCGCUGCUGGUGGUGGCCGAGACACCGGCCCACACCGGACACGACAGACGAAGACUACCGCGACCCGCCGCUGCGAAUGUGUGAGCAUUGUCUGAUUAUUUACGAUAGACUGUUCAACGCUAGAACGUACAAGCGCGGCGCCGCCGGCUCGGCCAAUUCUAGCCUCUUCGUCCUCGACGACUCCGCCCUUUCGACUACGACAGUCAGCUCGCUGCGGAGUCUAGACGACUUAGAAGAAGUCCCCUCCCGCGACGAGCCGCAACCGCGGAAAAUAAUCGAGCAUGACGCUUCACCGUUCCUGUGCGGUAAGCUCGACUCUAACCGACCGGAUUCCGACGCCUCCGAAACGCCGGAGCCUCAAAAGGAAUACCAUAUUCUAGACAGAUGUUGCUGCGUCAGUCGCGCGAAAUGUAUAAGCGGGUGCGUCUCCCAUAAACCUUUAGAUGACGAUGAGCUGAGCUAUCUUCUUCAACGCGGACCGCUUAUCAACCAUCUUCUAAAUGCCUCGUGUAAGAGAACCUCCAGCGUGUACACGGAUAGUUCAGAGGACGUGGCGUCGCUAGCCGGUUCGGACAGCCUCUAUUGUGACGAAAGGAUCCCGCGUCACGUCCGCUCCGCGCAGAUCUCCAAAAUAGUGGAGUAUUUCGAGCGCAAGGGCGCGGACUUCAAGUGCGAUCGGACGUUCAAAAGUUCACGUUUCAAAGUGAGCAACUUCAGCAAAAUGGAAAUGUUACAGUUCGCGAAAGGUAAGGAAGGCGAGCGGAGUGAGAAGGAGUACUUCGUGGACGUGAAACACAGGGGGCUGGAUGACGGCUGCGGGCGGAAGUGCGUCCAGCAGAGACUCAUGAUCUGUGAGGGCGCCGUCAAGUCGAAACUGCCCCUCUUCGACAAGAAGUCGUAGCGACUCUAUGGUUACAACUGAUGUGUCAAAUCGAUAGUGAUUCGAUACUUCCAUAGUAGUUACGGAUAAAUAUUUUUACUCUAUAAUAUACACGGCGAUAUUGGAGUGAUUCAAGGCUAGUGCCACCGGUUCCCGUCUACAUAUUCUAUAGAUACGACGUAUCGUGUUGAGAUUUGUUUGGCCGCGCGCCGUACUGUUUCGAUUUUAUUUUGACGACUGAAUUAAAAGUAAGGUUUAGGAGGAAGGUUGUAGAUUUAGUUUUAGUGAAAAUAUUAGUUCGGGCGGAGCUUUUCAGUUGAUCCUACGAUGGCCUAUUGUUACGCAAUAGUCUAUAUUAGUCUAAAUAUAUAUGGCAGCAUAUAAUCAUAAUUUUCUCAAUGAAGCGCAUUCUUUAUAGUUAUACCGUUUAUAUAUAAAUUCGAGUUUUGUAAAUACGUUUAGGUUUAAUAUGUUUCAUCUAAACUUAUUUAUACACAGUAUUAUAUUAGUACUUGCCAGUUCAGUUAAUUAUAAUGUACAUACAACCGUAGCUGUUAAGAUUUAGCAACUGUCAUAAUAAUAAUUUUUGUACUUUUAAAGUGGCAGCAGUUUAAUAGAUAAUUUAGUGAUUUAA